This is a messenger RNA of Orbicella faveolata, 2859 nucleotides long. RefSeq names its product tetratricopeptide repeat protein 28-like. The record is from RefSeq and is a predicted model, not a curated record. Lineage: Eukaryota; Metazoa; Cnidaria; Anthozoa; Scleractinia; Merulinidae.
AUGUCCCUAAAGACAAACAGCACAGACAAAGAAGGUUCAAACCCUGCCACCCAUGAAGACGAGAGAACCAGAGGAGAGAAAAUGGAAAAAGAGAUACACGAACGAGCUACAAAAUGUCGGGAAUAUCGCGUUACUGGCUUCAGAUACUUUUUCGUUGAUGAUUUCAAAAUGGCUAUAAAGUACUUCCAACUUCAAAUGUCUACUGCCAAAGAAAUGGAAGACAAAAGUGGUGAAGGAGAUGCAUAUGGAAACCUUGGCAAUGCUUAUUACUCUCUCUCUGAAUUUGAAAAGGCCAUAGAAAACCACCUCCACCAUCUUAGCAUUGCCAAAGAAGUGCAAGAUAUAGAUGAAGAGGGGCGUGCAUGUGCCAAUCUUGGUAUUGCUUAUAACUCUCUUGGUGAUUUCAAGAAAGCCAUAGAGUACCACGUGCAACAUCUUGAUAUUACCAAAGAAACGGGCGACAAAGUUGGGGAAGGACGAGCGUAUGGCAAUCUUGGCAAUGCCUACCACCAAUUGGGUGAAUACGAAAAAGCCAAACAACAUCACGAACAAUAUCUCAUCAUUGCCAAAGAAGAGAAAGACAUAGUCGGAGAGGGAUUUGCUUAUGGUAAUCUUGGUAUUGUUUAUGUCACUCUGGGUGAUUUCAAAACGGCCAUUAAGUGUCACCAGCUACAUCUUAGUAUUACCAAGGCACUGGGAGACAGAGUUGGAGAAGGAGGUGCAUAUGCUAAUCUUGCCAUUGCUUAUCACAAGCUGGGUGAUUUUAAAACCGAAAUAGAGUACCUCCAGCAACAUCUGAGUAUCGCCAAAGGAAUGAAAGAUAGAGCCGGUGUAGGACGUGCUUAUGGCAACCUUGGCGUAGCCUACUGCUCUCUCGGCGAUUUCGAAAAAUCCAUAGAGUACAACAAGCUUCAUCUUAGAAUUGCCAAUCAAGUAGGUGACAAAGCAGGAGAAGGACGCACGUAUACCAAUCUUGGUAAUGCUUAUAACUCUCUCCGCAAUUUCAGUGAAGCGAUAGAGUGCUACCAGCAACACAUUAGUAUCGCCAAAGAAUUGGAAGACAGACCAGGAGAAGCUGAUGCGUACGGAAAUCUUGCAAACGCUUAUAAGUCACUUGGACAAUUCCAAAAGGCCAAAGAGUAUUACGAGCUAGCUCUUAAGAUCUUCAAAGAAAUGGGAGAUAAAGCUAAAGAAGGAGAAACUUACUCCAGUCUGGGCGAUGACCAUCUUCGACAAGGAAAUUUGGAAAAGGCGAUUGAAAACUACAAGUUACAUCUUAGCAUUGCUACCGCAGUUGAAGACAGAGUUGGAGAAGCAAUCGCACAGUUUAAGCUUGGCAAUGUUUAUCACAUUGUCGGAGACCUGUGCAAAGCUGAGUACUUUUAUAAAUCCAGUGUACAACUGUUUGAUAAUCUCAGAGAUCGCCUUCAAUCCAAAGACGAAUGGAAAAUCAACCUGCGGAAUCUUUACAAAGAGCCCUACACUGCUUUAUGGAAUGUUAUGUUGAAACAAAACAAAACGAAUGAAGCUCUCUUAACAGCUGAGCGAGGGCGUGGACAGGCCCUGAUGGAUCUCAUGGAACGUCAAUAUGGCUUAAACUUGGCUCACCCUGGACCUGGUGUACAAAUCGGAACAGCCACUGCCAUUUUAAACUAUAUUUCAAAGCAGAUGGGAACAAUGUCAGACAUUCUAAGACACAUUUCAUCACCAACCGUGUUUCUGGCAGUUGGAACGGAUGCAAUCAAUUUCUGGGUUCUAAAGACGGGCGAAGAACCUAUUUACGUUCAGAAAAAAAUUGAUGAAAAAUAUUUUAGAGAAGACGCCGUGCAUUCCUUGAAGUCCUUGAAUGAAGAUGCAUACUCCAAAAUUGGUGUGCUAGAUGGCGUUAAGUGCGAUAAUCGAUCUUUGGAUGAACCGACAGAAGAAAGGGUGGCUGAUCAAAGUCAUGGACCUGAUGGUGGGAAAGGACCAACGUCACCAGGCUGCGAGGAUGAUGUCUUAACAGUAUUGUAUGACAUGGUCAUUAGUCCGAUUGCAGACAUGAUACAAGGUGAUGCAGUUACCAUUGUCCCUGAUGGUCCAUUGUUCUUGGCUCCAUUCCCUGCAUUCAAGGACCAAAACAGCAGGUAUUUGGCAGAAACAUUUUCCAUACGAUUCAUUCCGACCUUAACCAGUUCAAAGCUGAUGGCGACAGAGAGACCAGAGCAGCAACACGGUACAAGUGAAGCAUUGUUUGUUGGCGAUCCGUGGGUGGGAAGUGUCCGCAUCAAGACAAAGAGGCUUCAUCAGCUCCCAUCUGCCAAAGCAGAGGUGGAAAUGAUUGGAAACAUUUUGAAGACGAAGCCUCUCAUUGGAGAGGCUACAACAAAAAAAGAAGUUUUAAGCAGACUAGACUCGGUUGCUUUAGUACACAUUGCCGCCCAUGGAAAAGUCGAAACGGGCGAGAUUGUUUUAUGUCCAAAUUCUGAUCAUUCCCGAAAACCAAAAGAAGAAGACUACCUCCUAACAAUGGAAGAUGUCCUGACAUCCAAAUUGCAAGCAAGGCUCGUAGUCUUAAGCUGCUGUCAUAGUGGGCGAGGAAAGAUCAAAGCCGAGGGCGUGGUUGGUAUUGCAAGGGCCUUUUUGGGAGCUGGUGCUCGCUCUGUUCUGGCGUCACUGUGGGCGCUUGAUGAUGAUGCAUCUUACGAGUUUAUGAAGCAUUUCUACACACAGCUGGAGAAAGGCCAAAGUGCUAGUAAGUCUCUGAAUUUGGCCAGAAAAUCCAUGCGCGAAUCCGGCAACUUCAGUGAUGUAAAACACUGGGCUCCGUUUGUACUUCUUGGUGAUGACGCGAUGUUUCAUUUUGGUAAAACCAGAUAA